GCGGCCAAACAAGUGUAGUCGAGUCGUCCGUCUUCAAGCGAUUAAGUUGGAACGAUGAGAAGUAAAAGACGUCUAUAUCUCGUUAUUCUCAGUUGACUAUUAACUGAAGACUGUAGCUAGUACGAGUAUGACAUCAUUAAGAGCUUCGUUGCCGCCAGCAGGGAGCACCCUUUGGGGAAAGGAGCGACGAUCUUCGACAGUCGAAAGUAGCCAUGGACCAGCACAAUCUCUAAUAACCCAUGUUGUUAUUCGUGAAGUAUGGAAGAAGGAGUUACCUUCCCCACAUGCUUUAUAUAAGAUAGAUGUCAUGACUAAGUCAAACCACUGGUUUGUCUUGAAAAGAUAUCGAGAAUUCAGUAGUUUGCACAAGAAAUUGRUCGCUUUGUAUGGCAUUCCUAAAGACAUGUUACCGCCAAAGAAACUCACUUCUAAGAUGUCGUUAAAGCACUUAGAAAGACGCAGAGAUGCUUUAGAACACUACCUUCAACGUCUUGUUAACAGUUCUACUUAUGUCUCGAGCUCGCAAGAGAUUUUAGAGUUUCUUGAUGUUGGUAAACAUGACGUCAUGUCAGUCAUUAAGACACUUGCUACAGAGCUUCUGGAAGAAGGAGAGAAGAUACUAUCUGAGCAUGGUUCGUACACAUUUAACGUUACGGAAAUGUACUGUAUUACUCGGCAACUGCAGCUACCAGAACCGACACAGACAUCAGAAGACUAUUCACCUGUGGACCUUGGUCAUUUGUAUAGUUUUGUCUAUCAUUUGGAAGACUUGUGUGUACGUGCAGCAUCAGGUUCAAAAAAUACUCAAGAAUUUGCCAGCCACUUAGAGUUUGAUAUAUCGUUAUUUAAGGCCCUAAAAAGCUUAAAACUAAAUGGCUGUCCUGUUAGUCUGGUAAAGGGGCUAUCGUCCCUUCAAGCGCAGCUCAAAUAUCUUACAGCUCAACAGACUCUGAAGACAAUGAAAGAACUACUGAUUGAUCGAGUUGUAGAGAAGAGAAAAGCUUCAUCAUCAGGAGGUGCAGUUGCGUCUUGGCGGAGUCACGCUACAGCAAAGCUAACCCAGAAUCGAGUCAUUAUCCAACCUUGGGUCCAGCUAACGAACCUGACUCUUAGUCACAACAGUAUAACUAUGUUUGACGAGUCUAUGAAACUAAUGCCUUCGCUACAGAGCUUAGACUUAAGCUACAAUGACUUUGUUAGUCUAGAUCUUCUACAACUGAACAGUCCAUCAUUAACUCACUUGGAUUUGUCCAAUAAUUCUAUCCAUUUUAUCUCAGGGAGUCCAAAAAGUUUAGAGAAUCUGAAGUCUUUAGUUUUGGAGAAUAAUAACCUACAGACGUUGAAAGGCGUUGAGAGUCUUCUUGGUCUCAUUGAACUGAACAUAGCAAGAAAUCAGAUUGUUAGUUUAAAGGAAAUUUGUUGUCUGUGCGGUAUGUCUCAGAUGAGGUAUUUGUCUGUCGAUGGAAAUCCUUUAACGAAAGUCAAAUCCUACAGACUUCAAAUUUUCUCUUUUUUUAAGGGAAGAAGUAUAGUCUUGGACAACAGGACAAGGACUGAUGACGAAAAGGCUAACCUUGAUGUAUUGCCUUCAAAAUCGAGGUCUCUGGCGUCACCACAAAGCUACAACAGGGAGGAGUCUGAGGAGGUGACACGGUUAAUAAGAUCACAUGCUUAUGAAGCACUAGGGGAGUCUUCUAUCCAGGAUGAUGAUGACGAUGGCAUCGAUGAAGAUGAUGAUGAUGAUUCGGGUAUUGAUGGAUACAUUCCUAGAGUUACCAGUGUUGAUACCGAGGUUGAAGGUGCAGAUGGUAGUUCACACGAACAGAAGGAAGUGGACCUUGCGUUUAACUGGUCAUAUUAUGAUUUCCUUGAUAUGAGUGGAAAUAUGGCCUUUCCAUCUCUCGGGGGAAAUAAAAACUGCAACAGGGAAGACAAAGAUGAAACCCGUAUCAAGGGUGGGAUGUUGCCCGUUUCUCUCAUGGGAAAUGACCUUGAGGAAAAACUAGGUCAGGAACACCAUCUUAAUGAAACUACCUUGCCUCUGAAUACAGAGGAGUUAGAGGAACGAAUCAAGGAAGAAAUGUGCCAAGAAAAGACUGGAAGUACAAGCAGCACUGAAGUGGCUUCUGAAGUGUCAGUCAAUGACGAUAGUAGCCAUUCAGAUAGCGUCAAUAUUUAUACUGAUGCUUUACAGACUGCUGAUGUAAUUGAUCAGGAAGAUGAAGAAUUACCAAGAACUGUAACAUGUUUACCUGGUACGUCUGAUGCAAGUAAUAACUAUACUGAUAAUCUAAAAACUGCUGGUGUAAGUGAUCAGGAAGACAAAGAAUUAUCGGGAACUGCAACACAACUGGCUGGUACCAAUAAUAAGUGUACUGAUAAUUUACGAACAGGUGUGUGUGACCAGGAAGAAGAGGAAUUACCAGGAACUGCAACAUGUCUGCCUUGUACAUCUAGUACCAGCAAUAACUUUACUGAUAAUCUACAAACUGCUGGUGUCAGUGACCAGGAAGAAGAGAAGUUACCAGAAACUUUAACAUGUCUGCCUGGUACAUCUAGUACCAGUAAUAACUGUACUGAUAAUCUACAAACUGCUGGUGUUAGUGACCAGGAAGAGUAGAAGCUACCAGGAACUUCAACAUGUCUGUCUGGUACGUCUGAUAUUAAUGAAGUAACUAUUAUUGAUAAUACUGAGGACAACUGACUGAGAUCACAAGAAAGUAAACCCGAUUACCAUAUAAGGUUUAAUAAAAUUGACAAAAUAAUCCAAACUUGUUUUAUAGUAUUGAGAGGUAGUUUGUAAUUAUAAUUGACGUACAAAUUAAUAAAUAAUUUGAGAAUUGUAUCACGACAAUGUCAUUUCACGGCUUUCGCUACUGCUAACAUUGGGUCACUCUGCAUCUAGCUUUUAUGUAUCCAAAUAUUUAAGUUAGGAAUUAUGACAUCGAUAUCACAAUAUUCCAGGUACGAAAACCUGUUAAUUUUCGUAAUAAUAUCGAUAUAAUAAAACGAACAUUUUAAAGGUG
Actinia tenebrosa (Australian red waratah sea anemone) is the source of this 3026-nucleotide messenger RNA. RefSeq lists its product as uncharacterized. Gene Ontology annotation, cellular component: cytoplasm. The record is from RefSeq and is a predicted model, not a curated record. Lineage: Eukaryota; Metazoa; Cnidaria; Anthozoa; Actiniaria; Actiniidae. Gene Ontology annotation, molecular function: protein binding; phosphatidylinositol binding.